Messenger RNA from Dicrocoelium dendriticum, 3701 nucleotides. The record is from the annotation of a GenBank genome assembly. NCBI's taxonomy places the organism in Eukaryota, Metazoa, Platyhelminthes, Trematoda, Plagiorchiida, Dicrocoeliidae.
GCUCAAAUACCUUAUCGGUGUUCCCCAUCCCUAUGUUGGUGUAUAUGAUCAAGGUUUCUUCGUCUCCCCACGAUCAUCGCGUUCGCUCAUCUACCACCAGAAUUUAAUGAGCUCUAGUGUCUACAACACAUGGACAAAUCCACAGCUGGUCGGAGAAACGUCAAACUCACAGGUUUCAAGCAUCGGGUUGAUAGACCCACGGGCUUAAUAAGUUUCUCCACGGGCCACGAUGAGGAUAUCACCGGGCUUGAUGAGGCCAUGCGCAGUUUUAGCUCGAAAACAAACUCAAUCGGUACACCACCGUCCACUGUAACGGCUCUCUCAAUCCCAUUAGCUUCAAAAUCUGAUAUUGAACCCACUUUGUCAACGGACUCCGAUAGGGAACCAUCCAUCUUGUCAUGCUCAGACGCGGACACCUUCGAGUUGGCUGUGGAGGCGACAACAAUGGCUGACGACUCACCCGUGCCCGUGUCGUCUAGCUCAGGGCAUUCGUUGCUGUCAUUUGAGUCACCGAACUCCGAUCAUCCCCAUCCAGCUACUUCGAAAUUGUCUAAUUCUCAUGAAGAUUCAGAAACCACGCCUGUCUCCACAAUGGCUACCGUUUUAGACAUCGAUUUUCGCACGGCAGUGGAGCCGGUGAACCAACCCCCGUUUGCGUCUAUUGGCUCUACAGGCGAGUGCGAUAACGGCGACCCAUCCAAACCCCCUGUUCCUCCCGCACGCCCUCCACCAUUCCAACCACGUUCCGUGGCCACUCCGGUCGCAGCGGCUGACAUCCAUGCACUUUUGGAUUCAUACCCAUCCCCCAUUAGAGAUGCGGAUAUUCCGAACAGCCGACUGACAAAACCUUCCUCUCUCCCAGUGAUCACUUGCGCUUCUCCUGCUCGCAACGAUGAUGUUCUUACGUCCCAUCUGGAUAUCGUUCCUAGCCAAAAGCCUUUCACCGAAGAGGUUGGAGGACCGCUUCUGGUGAGUGCUUUAAGUGACCUGCCCAUUUCGUCCAUUCGUGCGGAGGAGGCAAGUAGCUCAAUUCCUCUCACCGUAUUGAGGGAAGACGCUACGGAAAGAGAUUCAAACUUAUCAUUGGGGUUACCUACGGAGUUUGACAAGGUUAAAAGUGAUCUCGCGUCAGGAGAUGAUCGAAAGCGACCCUUUGCUUCAUCCAAACGCAUUCACAGUCGCCGGAUUGCCCAACGCCGUCGCUCAAAGCUGUGCAACAUCUUUUUGUUGGCAUCUGUUGGACUACUUGUCGGAUGCGUAUAUUGGUUCACUGCCUUCUUCUGGGGUCUUUCAGUUGGUGUUCUGGGCACCUUACUCGUUGUUCUUAUUCGCGACGCUCUUUGGACCACAGAUAACAGUGAUGGUGCUCGAUGUCAUAUUUCUGGCUCGCCUCUCGGCCGUUUAUGCUGCUCUCUACAUUGUCCCAUCAACCCGACGGCCACAGGAGCGGGGUCCGGUACUUGGUGGCCUAUUUUCGCUCCUGCGCUACCCCCCCUGAGGAAUGGACCGCUUCAAUUCAGGGAACUGCCAUCGUUACCGGUCCCCCACAUGAAUGAUGAGGAUCUUUAUUCUUCGACGAUCGGUCCUCUGGGUCCCAAUCUGGGUCUGAAGCUCGACUCUGGCGAUCGACCAAUCUACAAAGGUUGGAUGAAUGAGAUUAUGAAAUACGAUGCGGAAACGCAUCACGUGAGUCAGACCCAUUCCGUGUUCAUCACCCUGGACGGUAUGCAGUUGCGGCUGCAACGUCCACGACGCAACAUCGCUCGGCGCUCCAUGUGGAAUGAAGAGAUACCUCCCAUUGGCUCGCUCCGAUUUCACCAACAACGUAUCUACGAUUUGACACACGCUCGGGUGGUACUUUUACCGAAUGGUCUCGUGAUGAAACGCUUGUGGAGCAAAAAGUACCCGAUCGCCAUCACCUUGUCGCCUCAAGCGGCGAAACAAGUGAACCUCAUGCGAUGGAACCAGAGAAAUCGUUUGGAGUGGGAAGCUGCUAACCUCGCCGAUGAUAUAUCACAACUGCCCUCUCCAAGCGCACCAUCGACUGGUGAUCAACCUCGACGUCCCAGUAGACUGGGUGCUUACCUUUCGGAUGAAGAGGACAGUGCAGAUUCAACCACCGACUCUGAUCCGACUGAAGAGCCCCGGUACCCCGCUGCCAUUGGCGUUCGUCGUCCGAGUGUCCCCACUCGACCUCCGGUUGCAGCCGCUUCGGUUGGUCUCAACAAAAGCACUGAGGAAGAACGUGCCGGGGUCACCGAAAAACUUCCUUCUCCGAGGAAGUUGAAUCCACCCACUCGAAUGUCAGUUCCCGCCAUUUCGAGCCUCGCCUUUCAACUUCCACCUACGAUAUCCAGUCGAAAACGAAUCAUCCGGAUCGUCGAUAAGAUCACACGUUCGAGCUACUUUCAAAAAGCUGUCGAUAACAAAUUGGUACAGCGCGGCAUGGAGCUACUCUCCAACACGCCCAUAGUCCUAGAAGCUGAGAUCCAGACUCUCAGCGGGACCCUGUUGAUCAAUAUACCUCCUCCACAAAGUGAUCGGUUGUGGUACGGAUUCCGUCCGAAUUUACAAAUGCGAUUGAAGGUGCGUCCUCGCGUGGGUGAAAAGGCUGUCACUAUGUCACGGAUUCUCGAAUGGAUUGAAAAUCGUGUACUACUGGAGUUUCAGCGCCUGGUUGUUCUACCGAACAUGGACGAUAUUGUUAUUCCACUUCUGCUCUCCGAUGUCACCGCGGGAGGAACGAAGUGAUUCACUUACGACCAUUCUAUCUCGAACCUUUUCAUCUUUUUCCAUCAGCCGUCGUCGGCCUCUGUUGUUGUCUUUCAUGCAUUGACGAUAUCCUUUUUCCAAGCUGAACUGUACUUUACGUUCCUUUGAUUUGAGCUAUUGUUGAGUUUUUCUGCCGUACUGCUGCUGAGUCACUCCCCACAGCUGCUUACAUGCAUAAAUGUGUAUCCCCUUAUUUUGCUGUGUCCUUCACACAAACGUGCGUUCCGACUACCCAGACUACUGAAGCUUCUGUACAACAACACAGGUACACAGGUGUCCCACUUCCAAUGGGCACAAUGCAUUUUGCUCCCGUGUAUCACCGCCGCUGAGCAACCAUUCCACACAGACUUUACGAUAUGGCUAUCCAUAUUUAAUACUCAACAUCAGAUCCACUCGUUACGAGCUUCAGACGUACCCGCACACGUUUUAUUCUCUGUCUAUUGUUUUCUACGGGCUUGGCGCUUCUGCCUUCCUUUUGUCUUGUUAUUUUUCUCGCUCAUCACUGCAUUGACUUGAAUUUUUACGCUAAUCUCGCCGUUUUCAAUCUGUGAACUUCCCUCCGUCUGUGUAUACGCAUUGAGGGUCGCUUGGUAAAACAGAACCUGAGAUGUCUUUUCCGAAUGUAUGAUCGACCAGCGGAAAUCGACACAGCAUUCCGCAUGAUGUCCGUCUUGCUCACUGGUUGCGUCAUAAGCGGGAUGUCAUUUUAGUCAGCUCAUCUGGAUGUGUGCUGGUGCUUCUUGCUUGAACCGACAUUGAUCACUUUUACCUUCUAGUACUAAUCUCAUUCUGUGUAAAUCUUACCGUCAACAAACUGGCACUGUGUUGCAUUGUACAUGUCCGAAUUAUCCAAGCCUGACUACGCUGGACGAAAGCUUCUCCUCCGCACGUUAUCUGUCAUCUAUGAGUGAGAUGUCAGUCUCUGUCCC